ACGCGUGACAUUCCGUAGACGUGCAUGGAGAACCAGGGUUUCCAUUGCCACCAGCCCAGCCUUGUUUGCUUCUUGGACGGGUGGGUGGCGGCCCGGGGAGGGAAGACCCUCCUGUCCGAUGGUCUCCCAUGUCUGGCACUGCAGCCUCCCCGAGUCUGUGCUUCCUAGGCACGUCAGCUUUUCAUGUUCGAGCCUGGCUGGUGUGGCCUAAGCUGGCGGGGAGAAGGAAGCCACUGUGAUGUCACAGCUGCAUUGCCCUCUCCAUCGGUGAGGGCUCUCUGAAGCUGCUCCAAGGGUGUCAUCCUUCUCUUCCUCCUCCUCCUCCUCCUCCUCCGUGCGGUGUGAUGCAGGUGAAGGCUCUGCGCUGAAGUCUAGACAGUCGGUCUCGGAAGUAGUUGAGAGUACCUGAGGCAAGAGUGAAGGGCAGCCGGAGAGCGCGGAGGGGCAUUGCUGCUGGGUCACUUCUCCCCUUGCUGGAAGACCAGAGGGGGCUCCUUCCUUCAGCCAGUGGGCUGAGACGAUGCCAGCCCAGUAAGGAAAGGGGUGCCUUGUUUUCUCUGCUCAUGAGAACCUCCCCCCCCUCCGCUUCAUCCUCGCCUUCUCAUCUGUCGAUUUGUGCUGCCUUGCAAAGAACGGGUCGCUCAGCAGCUUAACAGUUGCAAUUUCUGAGCAAUUCUGUCCAGGUGACUGUGUCCAGGUUAUGACGACUAAUCCAAAACCAAACAAAGCAUUUAAGGUCAAGGAGGAGUCAGGAGAAAACGCCCCGGUGCUGAGUGACGAUGAACUCGUGUCGAUGUCUGUGCGGGAGUUGAACCAGCACCUGCGAGGUCUCACCAAAGAGGAGGUGAUUCGCUUGAAGCAACGGCGGCGGACACUCAAGAACCGGGGCUACGCGGCCAGCUGCCGGAUCAAGCGGGUGACCCAGAAGGAGGAACUGGAAAGGCAGCGGGUGGAGCUGCAGCAGGAGGUGGAGAAGCUGGCUCGGGAGAACAGCAGCAUGAAAUUGGAGCUGGACGCCUUGCGCUCCAAGUACGAAGCCCUGCAGACCUUUGCCCGCACCGUGGCCCGCGGCCCCAUCACCCCCACCAAAGUAGCCACCACCAGCGUGAUCACCAUCGUGAAGUCCACCGAAAUCUCCUCCAGCUCCGUGCCGUUUUCGGCAGCAUCGUAAUGUCCAAGGAGGAGAGAGAACUGCCUGCCUGGCUAGAAGAGAGGACUUUGCAGAGCCCGCUUUCUCUCUCGAAUCAGACGUCCGUCUUUUCCCCCCCAAAAAGGAGCCAGCCAGCCACGUAGCGGCAGACUCUUCGAAGGGAAAUUGAACCCGGCUGCUUUUACCUCGUUCAGUAAGCCCUUCGGGGCUGAAACUGAAAUUCCGUAUCUAGCCCUGCAGAAAUCCGAAGGAGGCGCCUUGCACAGCUCUUCCUUGUGGUCUCCUUUUUAAGUCCCAAUCGACACGAGGUAUCGAAGGAUAUGUGUGCUAAAUGAAAAUUUCAAGCGGAUAACAUGGUAGAAUCAUCGAGCCAUAGGGAAAAAAAUAUCUCUCUUCCUCUAGUUAGGAAAAAGAAAGGGAAAAAGCAGCCCCUCCAUAGCUACGGGUGAUCACGAUUUUGGAACAGUUACUGCAUCCACAUUUUCAUAGCCCCAGGUUUUUUCUCUCCACAUUCAGAAAGCCCUGGUGAGGGAAUGUUCACCUCGCCGUCCGGUCCCUGGUGCUGCUCCGUCCCCGCUGGAGGUCCUUUUGGUCAGGGGUCCAGCAAAACGGAACAGCAUCUACAAUGCAAAGAUGUCACUGAAGCUGCUUCCCAUGAUGUGCCUGUGAAUUGGGUCUCCUUUUUGAUGUGUUGGUGUGGCUUCCAAACAAUACAUUUUGGUCUGUGUCAUCAUGCAGGUUCUACCGUAUCGUAGGUGGGGGGAGGAAAUGGGAAGCAUACGGAGAGCAGGCAGUGUGGGGCUGGACUUGGUGGCUAGGUUGUGAGAGAGAAAAAAAGAUAAUUUGCCAGAAGAGGAACUUAUGGGAAAGGAUAGCUCUAUAAAAUGAUGCCUUUGAAUCAGCAUGACUUAGAAACAUGAAAGGUUUGUAAAUCAAAGACAUGCCGGGGAAAAAAAGUGGGGGGGAUUUUUUUUGGACAAGGAAGAUUCAAAAAGAAAUAUGAAUUCAAGCCACAGCCUUAUCCGUAAUAUUUCUGCUGCCGCUGCUCUCUUGUUUUGGUGCUCUGUAACAUCAAGAGAUGUCAAAAGUGAACACGCAGUAAAAAGCAGAAAGAAUUAGGUCUAAACACCUACAGGGAAUUGGGCUCCUCAAGAUAACGCUCGGCAAGCUCAAAGAUAACGAAUUUCAGAGAGGAACACGGGAAGGUUUAAAAGUUGGUACUUUGGGGGAAGGGGGUGUUUUGGAGACAAGUUAAAUUGGGACGUGGUUCUGAGAAAUAGGGAGAAAAUCAGAGCUCGUCACCAGGGCGAGAAGGAGGGACGUAGGCUGCUGUUUGUCUGUAUGUGCAAAGAAUGAGAAGUGCAGGUGUACUGAGUUUGCUCAGACGUGAGAAGGUUGUCCGUAUGGAGAGCAGAGAAGAGAGAAAGCGGGUUUUGGAUUUACGGAGAAGGCAGAGGAAUGAAGGAUGGUUAGAGUUGGGUCGCCAGUGAGGGCUGACAAAGAGAAGGGAAAGAAGGCUUGGAACUUGGAGUUGCGAGGCGAGUAAGUUGCCCUUUCAAAGUCCCUUUAUGUGUCGUUUCUAGAGCAAAGGGGUUUCGAACUUGCAAUCUGAGAACCGAAGCCUCAGAUAAAGGUCCCUUCAGAUGGGUCGGUAAUAAAAUUGCUGCCCCCUUCUGCUUAGCUGAAGCCAACCCACCAGAGAUAAAAUUCCAAUUUUCUAUCGGAAGCCGGGGAUGCAACAUUUACAUGGUGGCACCGUCCAGUUGUUCUGCCUCACCCACAUCAUGUGGCGAUCCAGGGCUGAUUCCUGUUGCCCAGGCGCCCUUACAUGUUUGCAUCCUCCGUCUUGUCAAACGCGUCCCCUCUAUUGGGGUUGGAUUUGAAUUGGAGUCUUUGCUUCCCCAAAUGCUAGCUUUUGUGGUGUCUUCUUGGGGUGUCUUAAAACUCCCACUUACGUUCCCUUGCAGCUAAUACCGGUAGAUUGUGACCUCUCUUCUGUGGGUGCAUUCGUAAUUGAAAGCAAAUAAGGAAGAGUACGAAGGCCCUUAACCUCGGUGUAGGUGUUGGGGGUAACUGCAUCCUGAGUGGAGUUACUAACACUGUGAAUAUAGCACUAGUGGUAGUUGGGUGCAUGAUCUUGUGUCACACCGUCAGCAUAUGCCAACCUCUUGGCACUUAAUGCUCUUCUGUGCCAUUCAGUAGUUUCGUGGUGAGGAGGGGGCUAAUUUUGACUGCCAGAUCAGGAAGAACGAGCAAAGCUAAUGGCUGUGUGUCCACUUCGUUGGCUUCAGAUUAACUCACAUGUGAGGGUCUCCGUAGCCCUCUUGAAGACCAGUUUACAUCUGGUGUUUAUCCCUGCUACUUUAGACUCCCUCACAAAAAGUUUGAGGAAGAAAACGAAUUGAGUUGCUUUAUGUUGUUUUUCUCUGAAAAUGUCCUUUGGAACACCCUGGGUUCUCUGCAAGCUUCCUGAAUCCUUAAAAGCAGAGGAAGGGGUUAGAUUGCACUGUCUGAGUUUCAGAAAAUAAAUGCCAGUGGCCCAAGUGGGCAUAAGAAUGUCGGAAAUGUCGAAUCCUCUCCUCUCCUCUCCCCUCCGCGGCCAGCUGGAAGCUGAGCUCUGGAAAACGAGGGCCGAGUUAACUGGGCUCCACAAAGAUGGAAUGAAUGUUUAGAGGUGCCUUCCCCAACCUGAUGUCCCCCCAAAUACAUCUCACUACAGCUCUCCUUGGCCCUUCUUCAACAAGGGCCACGAUGUUCCUAGCUCCUGGUUGAAAGCUGCUACAUCUGAGGAAGACAUGGAGUAUUGAUGAAGGAAAUUGCCCCGCCCAUCUUAAAUUAUAACGAUGCUCUUUCUGGAUUGGCUGUGUGUCGAUUGCCCUGCACCUCUUGACUCUAGCUUUGUUCCACCCGUUGCUACGCCGAGUUGGGGUUUCCCCUUCUCUCUGGUGUUGGAUGGGCAACCCUUGGUCAGCUCCAGAAGAGGUCCUCCAUUUUUUGUGUGAUGCUUCCUUGUGACUGAGAAGGUUUCCCCUAGCUUGCCCAUAGUUUUAGGAGAUGGACAAGCAAUAAUGGACCUAGAAAGAAUUCGAUGGGAGGUGUUCUGGCAACUGUAGACCCACUGAAAUUCUUGAGUGUAUCCAAGGGAGCUCCAACCAGAGCGCCAGUUAACACCAUCAUGGUGGCCUUGAGUUGGUAAAAGCUACACGUGGGCUUAUCCCCAGGGCAGAGGUCUUCAAACUUGGCAACUUUAAGACUUGUGGACUUCAACUCCCAGAAU
Molecule: messenger RNA, 4427 nt
Organism: Pantherophis guttatus
Lineage: Eukaryota; Metazoa; Chordata; Lepidosauria; Squamata; Colubridae
Gene: MAFK
Product: MAF bZIP transcription factor K
Biological process (GO): regulation of transcription by RNA polymerase II
Cellular component (GO): nucleus
Molecular function (GO): RNA polymerase II cis-regulatory region sequence-specific DNA binding; DNA-binding transcription factor activity, RNA polymerase II-specific
Source: RefSeq, a predicted model, not a curated record